Benincasa hispida (wax gourd) is the source of this 1476-nucleotide messenger RNA. RefSeq names its product putative protein phosphatase 2C 41. Lineage: Eukaryota; Viridiplantae; Streptophyta; Magnoliopsida; Cucurbitales; Cucurbitaceae. The record is from RefSeq and is a predicted model, not a curated record. Gene Ontology annotation, molecular function: protein serine/threonine phosphatase activity. Gene Ontology annotation, biological process: protein dephosphorylation.
UAAAGAACGCUUUGGAUUAUACAACUGAGAGAGAGAGAAAUAAAUAAAUGGAGAAUCAACGAACGCAAGGCUUCAAGAUUCCGACUAGAAAUUUACUCUCGCCGGAAAUAUUCGGAUUCCGGUCGGCGGCGAUCACUUUCAGGAGGUUGUUUCAGAUCAGUUCCGGCAUAUAGAACUUACCGUAGAGCUUGUACUUUGAACAAUAAUAGUUCCGGUAGCACUUCAGAUUUGGGGGAGUUGGGAGAGAAUUGAUGGUGCAUUUUCCGGAAGUAAUUGAGGAAAUGGUAAGAAAUAUGUCGAUAAAGAAAAAGAAUAAUGAAGAUGGGGGCAAAGAAGGGGCUAAAGAGGGAAAAAGGAACAGAUCCAUGGUUUGUUUAUCCGGAAGUGUUAAAACCAGCAAGUUUGAUGAUAUCACUUCUGUUUGCUCCAAGAGAGGAAAUAAAGGAAUUAAUCAAGAUUCUCUCGUUGUUUGGGAGGAUUAUGGUAGCCAAGGAGAUGUAGUUUUAUGUGGGAUGUUUGAUGGACAUGGGCCUUGGGGUCACAUGAUUAGCAAACAAGUCAGAAAGUCAUUACCUUCUCAAUUACUCACCAAUUGGCAACAAAACCUUUCCAUGCAAACCGACCAAAACCAUCUAUUCCCUUUCAGCUUAUGGAAGCAAUCUUGCUUAAAAACUUAUGCCGCCAUUGAUGAGGAGCUCAAGCAACACCCUCGCAUUGAUUCCUUUUACAGUGGAACCACCGCUUUAACCGUCGUUAAACAGGGCCGACAUCUUGUUGUUGCAAAUGCUGGGGAUUCACGAGCUGUGUUGGCAGUAACUUCUGAUGAUGGCUGCUUGAAACCAGUUCAACUCUCCAUUGAUUUCAGACCUAAUUUGCCUGAGGAAGCGGAAAGAAUAAAACAAUCGAAAGGGAGAGUGCUAUGUUUAAAAGAUGAACCUGGAGUUUACAGAGUGUGGACUCCCGACUCAGGGACUCCAGGCUUAGCAAUUUCUAGAGCUUUUGGUGAUUAUUGCACCAAACAAUACGGUCUCAUUUCUGUGCCUGAUGUAAGCCACCGAGUCAUUACCACUGGAGACCAGUUUGUCAUUGUUGCCACUGAUGGGGUAUGGGACGUCAUGUCGAAUCAAGAAGCGGUUCACAUAGUUUCUUCGACACCAAAUAGGGAAAUGGCGGCCAAAAGGCUAGUGGAUUGUGCUGCACGUGCGUGGAAAUCAAAGAAACGAGGGUUCGCGAGGGACGACAUGUCGGCCAUUUGCCUCUUUUUUCAUGCUUCACCCACAGAAAAUGAUUACUCGUAAAUAUAGAUAUAGUAUAAGACUCCUUCCCUUGAAUGUGAAGUAGACUAAAUAUAAGGAUGAAGAACUUUGGCCAAUAAAAGCAAUAUUCAUGAAAGUAAGUUCUUAUAAGUUGAGUAGUUGAUAUGUUAUACUCAGGACAUGUGAUCAUAAUAUAUAUAUUUAUAUGGUUUCAUUGAAA